Messenger RNA from Folsomia candida, 1248 nucleotides. RefSeq lists its product as uncharacterized. Lineage: Eukaryota; Metazoa; Arthropoda; Collembola; Entomobryomorpha; Isotomidae. The transcript has 5 exons. Gene Ontology annotation, molecular function: chitin binding. The record is from RefSeq and is a predicted model, not a curated record. Gene Ontology annotation, cellular component: extracellular region. Bases 128 to 1210 code for a protein of 360 amino acids.
CACUUCACACGCCACUCUCUCGCCAUACGUCGACGCAGACGGACGUGCGCUUUUUUCCACCACACACCAAUUCCUCCUAACAAUUAUUGGAAAUUUUUCCCCCGCAUAAACACGCACUCAAGUUGUCAUGGAUACAAAAAUCGGAUUAUUCCUCUUGUUCAUCAUCAUUAAAGAAGGCACCCCCCAAUCCUCACCCCCCACAAAAUUCACCUGUCCCCACGAGUACGGAUUCUACCCGCAUCCCCGUUCCUGUGACAAAUAUUACAAAUGUGAAAAUUCCAUAGCAACCUUGAAAACCUGUGGGAACGGUUUAGGAUUUGAGGAUUCGGAUCCAAAGUUUUUAGCUGAAAAUUGUGAUUAUUUGCACAACGUUGAUUGCGGGGAUCGUUCCGAGCUGGAACCACCGCAAUCCAGUGCAAAUUGUCCACGAUUGUAUGGCAUUUUCCACGAUGAGACGCGAUGUGAUACUUUCUGGUCCUGCUGGAAUGGAGAAGCCAGCCGCUACACGUGCGCACCUGGUUUGGCGUAUGACGCCGAUGCUCGAGUUUGCAUGUGGGCCGAUCAAGUUCCAGGGUGCAAAGUUUCUCAAAGCGAGGGAGGCUUCCAAUGUCCAAAUCCCAAAGAUAAUCCAAAUCCAGGAACCUUUUCCCGUCACGCUCACCCUGAGGACUGUAGGAAAUAUUAUGUUUGUCUCGAUGGCAACCCACGCGAAUAUGGUUGCCCCAUUGGAACAGUGUUCAAAAUCGGGGGAGAUGAUUAUUCCGGGCAGUGCGAAGAUCCCACUGGAGUUGAUGGAUGUGAAAAUUACUAUGGAGACGAAUUAAAGGGUAAAACCAAGGGUCAACUUUUGCUCGGGGGUGACGAUGGAAGUUAUAAAACAGCAACUAACAAACCAACGCUAAGGAAAAAAAUCCACGUUCAAAAACAACAACAAAAUAAUCAACAAGUUGAUCAAGAACAGGAACAACAAACUUUUAAACCUAAACAGCAGCAACAACAACUGAGACCGAAACAACAAUCGCCACAGCAACAACAACGACCACAACAGCAACAGCAAAAAUUGCAAAGACCGACGACCACACCCGCUCCCACGACGACAACGACGACCACGCCCAAACCAGCCGUUACCACGGCAGCAGGAGCUAAGGAAGAUGAAUAUUAUUAUUACGAUGAAAAUUAUGAUGUGCCAGCUACUAAUACUAAACAAUAAAACGUGAAUAAUACUGAUUAUAUUUUAAUUAUGGAAAA